AUCUUCAGGAAUUAUUUGUAGUGUUGAAUCUAAGACUCCUGUAUCACCGUGUACCAUAAGAUCAUUUACUUGGACACAGCUUCAAAAUGGUAGGCAAUAUUUUGGUAUUGCCACUGCUGUUUCAGAUCCAUCAGACUUCUGUGUUCAGUUGGAAGAUUUCUUUGACACAAUGAAAUCUCUCUUUAUGUUGCUUUCUGAUCUACCAGAAGACUUACAAACAGUGCCUCAAGAGCAUAUAAUUCCCGGUUCUAGUUGUUUGUUCAAAUAUGAAUCGGAAGAUCAGUGGAAUAGAGUAGAAAUUUCCGAAGUCUCUGAUCAGAAUUUACUUCUUAUAUUGAUUGACUAUGGAUUUUCUGUUUACAUACAUUAUUCAGAUAUAAAAAAUCUUAAAGUUGUUCCUGAAGAACUUCUGAAUUUGCCGAGGCUAAGUUACCCUUGCAUCUUACAUGGUAUCUUACCUGCUGAAGGGAGACAUUGGAAUGAAGAAGCCAAAAGAUUUUUUCAAGAUUUCCUGAGUAAACCAGGCUUAGUGUUUCAGUUUAGGGAAUACAGUUUUGAAACAAAACUGAAGGUAGACAUCAUUCAUGAGAAAAACAAUUUGGCAGACGUGUUAGUUGCCUCUGGUCUUGCAAUUUAUUCUAAAGAUUCAGCUCAUCUCGACACAGUUACUACGACUGGAUCUAUUGAAGUCCAAUAUAAGUCAGAGAGUAAGCCUAUAUGCCAAUUGUUAGAUCAAAAUAAUUACAAAAUAGAAAAUAUAAAUUGUACACGCACUGAGAAGCAAGUGCUAAAAAAUCAGAAAACUAUAAAAAGGAAAGACGUCUAUAAACACCUCUUAAGGAAAAGCCAUAUUAGAAGAUUACAGUCUGGAAACUCAGUACUGAGGAGGAAGAAGGUUGAUACUGGAAAACAUAAUCCCCGAAAUACCAUUACAUUUGAUACAUGUGCAACAGCUUCAUUUUGGGAGCUACCUAAUGGUUUGAAGAAUAACACCAAUUGCACUGAAACCAUUUUUGCAAAGCUAAGUGAAGGAUUGCAGGAAAAUAAUACAGUGGACUUAAGAACAACAGGAAAAGCACUGCAUGUUAAUGAAGUAAUGGUAUCAAAACAUUUGAAAGUCCACUCAUGUUGGUUAGUGAAGAGACUUAAAACAAUGAUUGGAACUUCUCCAUUCAUAUGCUGAGAUCUUCAGGGCGAGAGGUGCUGUACUUGAGGAACCACUUCUUGGGAGCUUAAUCUACCCUUGGACCUGAUUUAGAUAAUGAAGUUCAAGAUUGUCCUGAUGCCAUAGUGGAUUGAGACUUUGCAGGUCUUGGGGGAGGGUACAGUGUAGUCUGCAUAUGGGAAUGAUGUGAAUCGUGGCCAGAGUGAAGACUGUGUUAUAUUGUAUUAUCCAAAGAUUGUCACAGUAAUAUUUCCAUUCUCACAUGCUUUUAUCCAGCGUGCCCCUUGUCAUUCUUCACCACCUGGAUCUUAACAGGCUUGUGAAUGCUUUGAUCGAAACAUAGGGGAGCAGUGAUGCAGCGUGACCUUACAAGACUGGGUCAUAAACAGUGAUGCAACUUUCACCUUAUUUUCUGAAACUUUUGUACCUGGUGCCCUGGACCAUCAUGAAAGAAAUCUACGUUUAGCAUUUAGGCUGGGAAGAAACCCAAGCUACGUAAAGAUUCCUGUCAGCAGUUCCAGACCCCAGGCAUUUGAGUUGUUCUUGCUGAGGCCAUGGGCAUUGUGCAGAGACAAGUCAAUUCCAUCAUGCCCAGAUUCCUAAGCUGCAGGAUGCGUGAACUUGAUAACACAGUAGUUUUAUGUAUUAAACUCUGAAGUAGUAACUAGAACAACUGGAUAACUUAAAUACGUUAUAAGAAUCAUUAAGACCUUUUGGUGUAUAGAUGUGGUAAAGAUGCUUAGUAAUGUAUACAGUAUGAGUUUCAGUGAAAAUGUUUAUGACACACAUAUUAGCUGCUUAAUGGCUUAUUUAUUCAGUUAUUUGGUUUUGGGAUACCAUGUCAUGUGACUGUGUCAGAGUUCUAGAUAAUUCUUAUGCUAUUGUACAUUAGUGUGUACUGGUUUAUUUGUAAACAUUCUAUUCAGUUUUCAUUUUGUUCUACUUGAUUAAAAAUUCAAUAAAUGAUUCUUUCAA
Messenger RNA from Bubalus bubalis (water buffalo), 2140 nucleotides. It is a transcript of the gene TDRD15, whose product is annotated as tudor domain containing 15. NCBI's taxonomy places the organism in Eukaryota, Metazoa, Chordata, Mammalia, Artiodactyla, Bovidae. The coding region runs from base 170 to 1183 and encodes 337 amino acids. The record is from RefSeq and is a predicted model, not a curated record. The transcript is spliced from 3 exons.